This is a messenger RNA of Tetranychus urticae (two-spotted spider mite), 1770 nucleotides long. The record is from RefSeq and is a predicted model, not a curated record. NCBI's taxonomy places the organism in Eukaryota, Metazoa, Arthropoda, Arachnida, Trombidiformes, Tetranychidae.
AUAAUUCCUGUGUAAAAAUAGGCUUUACUGUUGAAAUCAUCUGUUCAACUGACAAAGUUGUGAGAUUCUUUUGUGCCUGUGAACCAAAUAAAAUUGAAACUUUUGAAGUUUUGCUCAAACUAUGGAUUUAUUAGAAACUGGCGAUAAAAUCACAAUAGUGAACCGUUCAAAGGAACAUCGUAUUAGCAAGGAAUUAAUUCGUGAGAUACCUUAUUUUGAAAAGAUGUUGAGCCAUGACUUGAGGGAAUCAAAGGAAAACAAAGUUGAACUGGAUUUUGACGAACAAGCCUUAAAAGUGAUUCUCAAUUGUGUUGAACUUGAUUACAUGCUCAUUAAAAUGGCAACCGUGAUAAAUUUGUGCAACAUAAUCCAUUAUUUUGGUAUGGACAAUGAUUUGAUGGAUGAUUGUGUCACCUAUUUUCAUGACAAUUUUACAAUUGAACAUCUUCCAGUUGUUAUACCUCAAGUUACUGCAGCAUCUAGAUGUAUCAACUCAGAAGCUCUCAAUGGUUUCAUCUGUCGCCAUUUCUUGAAUAUAGCAAACACGACUGCUUGGUCACAUUGUCCUAUUGAAAUAGCUGAAUACAUACUUAAUCUUAAUCUGGUGGUUCAUUCCGAAAAACAAGUUUUGAAUGCUAUCGCUAGAUGGGUCAAUAAUGAUUCUAGGUCUAGAAUGCGGUAUGCUGAAAGAUUAUUAUAUUUAGUCCGAUGGCAUCACUUGACAGAUGUGGAUUUUUCAGAAAUAACGAAAAAUGAAUUUCUUAAAUCUGCAGGUUUCCAUCCAGUAUUGUGGCAGCGUAAAAAACGUAAUUGUCAUCGUGCUUUCAACCGAGUUAAUCAAAAUUAUUUCAUCAUGAUCGAACAUUUGAUUGGUACAAAUUUAAACGUCAAAGUAAUUGAUUCUAAUUUUGUUCAGUUGUUCGGUCGAGAAGUCGAAUUAGAUGAAUCAAUACCAUUAGACGUUUUUCAUGAUGAACAUGUUUCUGAUAUCUUUUUUGAUUCUGGAAAGAGAGGAAUUCGAAUCGAUUGGAGCCGCAAUAAAUAUCGUUGGCUUGACCUUUCAACUUCUAGAAACUAUUAUUCUAAAAUCGAAAAAUACAUUAAUGGAAGAAAAGAAGCAUUCUUUACGCCUGAUAACCACGGAAAUCCAACAUCAUACAGAAACCAUUUUAUUGAAAAUGCACACCUCGAAACUACAGAAAAGUUUAUUUGGCUUUAUAAAUUUAGUCAUUGUGCAUAUACUUAUGAAAUUUGGCAUAGAAAAUGCGACCAUAAAGAUUAUCACGCUACUUUUUUGGGUGAUAAUAUCUAUAUGUUGACAAGCAGCCGUGAUUUUAUUCGGUUGGACUCUGUUUUCCGUGAGAUCGAGAGAAUAGAACUCAAAAAUAUUAAUGGGAAAUUCGCGGAUUUACUUCUAACUUCCAGUCAAGUUAAUGAUGAUCGAAUUAUUGUGGUGGAUAAGAACACAAAAGACUUCCUCUGUUACAACGUCAAAAGUAAAAAAUGGAGUUCAAUCGAUCUUAAGAUUAAUAAUGGUUCCAUUGAUUACCGAACGGGCUCUAAUGAACUUCUAGCUUUUACUUCAGCUUUUCUUUCGAUAGACGCUAUGAGAUCUUACAUGCAUCCUGAACUUUAAUAAAUGAAAUUAUGAUUAUUUCUCAUGAUAUUGUCCCAAUUCAGUACACUGAAUUAAAUCCCUGAGCUUUAACAAAAAAACCAAACUUCACCUUUGGUGAAUGGUGAAACUUAAUAAAUUUUGUAAUCAUUGGA